AUGCCUUUACCUACUAGGCCUUAUCCCGAUCUCGCACCCAACGUCAUCGUGUUUGGAGAAACAGGUACUGGCAAGAGCUCGCUCGUCAACAUGCUCGCGGGUCGUGAUAUUGCGGGCGUCUCUAAUCGAGCCGUCGGAGGCACCUUCUCCAGCGAUUCACACGAAAUAUUCCUCAAUGCUGCCACCUACAAGAUAUGGGACACCGCCGGCCUAAACGAGGGCAUUCAUGGCAGCGUACCGGCGGACGUCGCUCUGCAGAACCUGCGCACCCUGGUCGGAAAGAUGUCGGAAGGCAUCAACCUCCUGGUAUACUGCGUACGCGGGACGCGCUUCCGCGAAAUUCUCAAGUUCAACUACGACAUCUUCUACAAGAUAAUUUGCCAGGGGGAGGUCCCGAUUGUCAUUGUUGUCACGGGCCUUGAGCACGAAUCGCCGAUGGACGCCUGGUGGGAAGCGAACCGCACCGAAUUUGGGAGAUACGGGUUGGUGUUCCAAGCUUGCGCGUGCGCGACAACCACAAGGGGAAAGGACGGAAUGUUCGACGAAGAGUUCGAAGAGUCGAAGAAGAAAGUAGAGCAAUUAAUUGUGAGGAAUUGCUCGGAAGUGCCGUGGAAAGCCGACCGCCAACACUGGAAUCAGGUUGCCGAGAAGAUGCAGGAAUACCAAGAUCGAUACAACAAGAGGGUGCAGGAGGACGUAACACCGGCUUACCCCAGCGGGUCCAGCAAUCCAGUGGGACGACACCUUGUUACGGAUCUCCGCGCCCGCGGCUGUGUUCUUUUGGGCGCCGUAGUCUGGGUGGGCACGUAUGCUGUAUAUGCGGCUGUAAAUAUGGUUUUAUGGAUGUGCGGAUCUCGUGGAAGGUCGUUGAAGCAGCCAGAUCCAGUGUAG
Messenger RNA from Cyclocybe aegerita, 891 nucleotides. NCBI's taxonomy places the organism in Eukaryota, Fungi, Basidiomycota, Agaricomycetes, Agaricales, Hemipholiotaceae. The record is from the annotation of a GenBank genome assembly.